ACUAGAGUUGAAGAUAAAUCUGCCGCAUUAUCAACAUUAACCAAAGGGAAGACACGAUUUGAUAUCGUCAUUGCAUAUUCAAACAUACUCGACACGAACAUCUCCCAACUUCUGCAUGAAGCCGUUGAAAUGGACCUCAUCGUGAUUUGUGAUUUAACGACUAUGAGAGCUCUCGAGCAAGGAGCCACUCUUUGUGUCCAAAAGCCUUUCACGAUACAGCUCAUGGACCACCUUUGGCAGCACGUGCUUCGUGAGAAAUCCUCGAGACGUGAACUGAAAAAGAAAAAUCAAGAAACAAAUAUAGCACAACACAAAAUGAGUUCGGAAAAUCAGCAGCCGUCCGAUUUUGUAGUCUCGAAAAGGAAGCAAUGGACCGAAUGGACAGACAAACUUCACGGAAAAUUCGUGCAAGCUGUCACUCAACUCGGGCCAGGGAAAUGCUUUCCGAAAGAAAUUCACGAGAUGAUGAAAGUGCCGGGCCUCACAAGAAUGCAGGUCGUGAGUCAUCUUCAGAUUUGCCGCAAUGGAAAAUGGCGGCGAAAAUCAAGGGAGGGUAGAGUGCAGCAAUAUAAUGCCGAACCAAACGAGAAAAAACCGAGGUUCGGGCACAUGCCUCGUUUAUCCACCGAGCUCGAGUUCAAGCAAGGAACUAAUGAAGAAGCUCAAAUGGCCGAUCAAAAACAUCAAGAAUCAAAUGGGAUAGAGUUUGCGCCGAUUGUCUAUGAGGUUCCGUCUAACCCAAGAGACGACGUUAUUGAUAAGGACCAUUUUGAAGAUUUUGCUGACUUGGAGGAAAUUAUCAAAUACUUCACUGAUUUA
Messenger RNA from Striga asiatica, 819 nucleotides. The record is from the annotation of a GenBank genome assembly. NCBI's taxonomy places the organism in Eukaryota, Viridiplantae, Streptophyta, Magnoliopsida, Lamiales, Orobanchaceae.